UAAACAGUUUUUUUGCAAACAUAGCUUGACAGUCCUCUAGGCGGUCGCGGUCCGAAUUGUUCUCCCCUUUUUCGAUCCUCGGUGGGUGAGACUGCUCUCAAUCAACGAUGCCGAGCAAGAAGAAGAAGUACAACGCUCGUUUCCCGCCGGCACGGAUAAAGAAGAUUAUGCAAACUGAUGAAGAAAUUGGCAAGGUUGCUGCUGCUGUUCCGGUCAUCAUUUCUCGUGCACUUGAGCUUUUCCUGGAGUCCCUCCUGAAGAAGGCUUGUCAGGUCACGCAAUCUCGAAGCGCCAAAACCAUGACUACAUCACACCUGAAGCAGUGUAUAGAGCUUGAGCAGCAGUUUGACUUCCUGAAGGAUCUUGUUGCCACUGUCCCAGAUAUGCAGGGGGAGAAUGAAGACAAUCACACAGAGGGGGAGAGGGUGUCGCGGAGGGGUAGAAAACCAGGAAGUAGCCGAAGGAACGGCGGUACAACUAUGAAAGGAAAGGAUAAAAAGCAAUCGGAGACCGAUUCAGAGCAAGAGGACGAUUCUGAAGAUACUGAAACAGAAGGUGAAGAAGAGAUGUCUCCUGCGCCAGCUGCAACUACCCAAUCACACGCCGCAUUUCAAAGUCCUCCUUCAGCUCCCGCUUUCCAACACUUUCAUUCUGUACCAGUGAUGCCCACAGCACCGUCUGCUCUGCCCACCAUGCCAGCUCCGUUGUUGCCCGCUGGCUACGAAGAGGAGGAGGAUUAUGAUUCGUAGCCUCUGGACAGACCAAUUUAAAUUCCGUUUUCAUUUAUUUGCUUAUUUGGUUUUGUUCUUUUAUUUUGGUUUUUAAAACUAGGCCUAAAGGCUUGGGGUGGGGGUGGGCAGGGUAAAUGUGUUCUUAAAUUUAUUAAAAAAGGAGGUGGAGGAAAUAAA
Messenger RNA from Pseudophryne corroboree (corroboree frog), 908 nucleotides. It is a transcript of the gene DRAP1, whose product is annotated as DR1 associated protein 1. Gene Ontology annotation, biological process: transcription by RNA polymerase II. Gene Ontology annotation, cellular component: nucleus; negative cofactor 2 complex. Lineage: Eukaryota; Metazoa; Chordata; Amphibia; Anura; Myobatrachidae. Gene Ontology annotation, molecular function: protein heterodimerization activity; core promoter sequence-specific DNA binding; RNA polymerase II general transcription initiation factor activity. Bases 108 to 749 code for a protein of 213 amino acids. The record is from RefSeq and is a predicted model, not a curated record. The transcript has 7 exons.